AUGAAUGCUUUUAAUACUUUAAGCAUUAGGCAGUCAUCAAUAUCUCCAUCAGACUACAAGCCGCCUCGGGUCCGCGUCUUCACGCAGACGUUCGGCGCGGGCCCCCGCCCCCGGCUGCUGCUGGUCUGCGAGGCCUCGGGCUUCUUCCCGCUGGCCGUCGACAUCGCCUGGCUGGUCCCCGCCCCCGAGGACGAUUCGGACCCCGUCCCCCUCGCCCCGCUCGUCUUUGGCAGCCACCGCCACAACCGCGACGGCACUUUCAACCUCUCGGCCGAGGUGGCCCUGGAGGGCUGGCCGGAGGAGGAGGAGGGCGGGGGCGGGCCCGGCCCCCUCUACACCUGCCAGGUGACCCACCCGGCGCUGGACGCCCCCCUCGCCGUCAACCUCCGGCCGCAGCCCCCCGACGACCAGGCAGCCCGUUACCUGCACGUCGUUUACCAGGGGGCGUUGUUGUCCGUGUUGCUGCUGGUGGCUGUGAUGUACCUCUGUCGAGGGAACAGGACCCCGACUGAAAUGCCCAGCGUCCCAGGACCAGACAAGACAACACAAGACUAAAGGCGAUGGAAGGGCCUGCGCGGGACGGAGCGCGUCGAUGGCGCUCGCCGUUCGAGGAUGCGAGGGAGUGACGGGGUGGGGGGAGCCCUCCGCUCCUACUGAGGGGCCUGACACUCUCCCUUUUACCUCCCUCCCCCGAGCUCUCUCCCUCCCCACUCCCCGCUUCCCUCGGCUCCGAGUGUCGGCACCCUCGAGGCGGUGCCGGAGCGCAGAGGGAUUCCGACGCUCCCCGAACGUGGACGCGCCCGUCCAGGGCCACGUUUUAUAGAACUCCCGUCUGGAGUACCACCUUCCCGUUACAGGGAAGGUGUGUGUUUGUGUGUGGGAGGGGGAGUUGGCGGGAGACUCGGAGAGGAGGCUCACACCGUGACGCUUCCUGGAUUCGAGGGCGCGAGGGUCCGGAUGAACGUGGGACGUUCUCCCCCACCCCCCG
Molecule: messenger RNA, 988 nt
Organism: Mobula hypostoma (lesser devil ray)
Lineage: Eukaryota; Metazoa; Chordata; Chondrichthyes; Myliobatiformes; Myliobatidae
Product: RLA class II histocompatibility antigen, DP beta chain-like
Exons: 5
Coding region: 1-555 (184 amino acids)
Source: RefSeq, a predicted model, not a curated record